This is a messenger RNA of Helianthus annuus (common sunflower), 1462 nucleotides long. RefSeq names its product histone deacetylase 8. Bases 195 to 1361 code for a protein of 388 amino acids. NCBI's taxonomy places the organism in Eukaryota, Viridiplantae, Streptophyta, Magnoliopsida, Asterales, Asteraceae. The transcript has 3 exons. The record is from RefSeq and is a predicted model, not a curated record.
CUUUUGAGUGAGUGUUUGAGAUUCAUUUUAGCCAUAAAAAUAAAAGUUCUUCAAGCGAUUUCAAGCCAUAAAAGUCCUUCUCGUGUUUAGCAUUCAUUUUAGCCAUAAAAUCCUUCUCAGAUGUUGUUUGGAUUCCUUUUAACUUGAUAAGUAAUCAAUUAAGGAAUCAUCAUCUUCAUCGCUGCCGUCACACCAUGUCCGACCAGCAACAAAAACCGCCGCCGGCAACAAGCGGUCACAUCAACGUAUUUUGGGAGGACGGUAUGCUGGAUCACUACACCGGAGAAGGAGUAUUCGACUCCGGAAUAAACCCUGGGUUUCUGGACGUACUCGAAAAGCACCCCGAAAACUCCGAUAGGGUCCGAAACAUGCUCUCCAUUCUCAAACGAGGCCCCAUUUCCCCUUUUCUUUCCUGGCAUUCUUCCAGCCCUGCUACCCUCACCCAAUUACUCUCCUUUCAUACUCAAGAAUAUAUCGAUUCCCUAAUCGAAGCGGAAAAAAACGGUGGAAAGAUGAUCUGUGGUGCAACGUUUCUGAAUAUCGGAUCAUGGAACGCUGCACUGCUAGCAGCCGGCACGGCACUUUCAGCAAUGAAGUAUAUACUUGACGGGCACGGUAAAAUAUGUUACGCACUGGUUAGACCGCCGGGUCAUCACGCUCAGCCUACUCAAGCUGAUGGCUAUUGCUUUCUAAACAACGCGGGUCUUGCGGUUCAAUACGCUUUGGAUUCGGGUUGCAAAAGGGUUGCGGUUAUUGACAUUGAUGUUCAUUACGGGAAUGGAACUGCAGAGGGGUUUUACCGUUCUGAUAAAGUUCUUACUGUUUCUCUUCAUAUGAAUCAUGGUUCGUGGGGGCCGAAUCAUCCUCAAACUGGAGGUAUAAACGAGCUUGGUGAAGGAGCGGGAUUUGGGUAUAAUUUAAAUGUACCUUUACCAAAUGGAACAGGGGAUAACGGGUAUAAGUAUGCGAUGACUGAGGUGGUUGUCCCUGCUGUUAGAAAGUUUGAUCCUGAUCUGAUGGUAUUUGUUGUUGGCCAAGAUUCAAGUGCUUUUGAUCCAAAUGGAAGACAAUGUUUGACAAUGGAGGGUUAUAGAGCCAUUGGGAAGAUAAUUCACAGUCUAGCAGAUAAUCACAGCAAUGGGCGGAUCUUAAUCGUGCAAGAAGGCGGAUAUCACGUCACCUAUUCGGCUUAUUGUCUUCAUGCAACUCUUGAAGGUGUGCUCAAUCUUCCAAAUCCCCUGUUAUCUGAUCCUCUUGGUUAUUACCCUGAGGACGACUCGUUUGCUGUUAAAGCAGUUGAAUCGAUCAAACACCACCACAAACAGGUUGUACCGUUCCUUAGAGAGGUCGUCGACCAUUAGCCUUUUCAUGUUUGUGAAAUUGAUUCCAGAUAUAUGUAUGGGAUUAAAAGUUGUACCAGCAUUUUUACACAUAAUAGAAUCAUUAUAUUUAGCUUCUGUUA